GCUAUAAGCCCUACCUCCACUUUACCAAAAAAAAAAAAGAAAAAAAAAAAAAGAAAAAAAAAACCCAGGAGGGGGGGCAGAGAGAACUAACGGCACCGUCUUCUUGAAAGCAUCAAAAUUUGACCGAAGCUGCGCAAAACACACUUGGCUCUCCGUCGGAGUGCGGAGCACCGCCGCGUUGGGCUAAACGGUCGAUGCGCUGUGAGGCUGAACAUCACACACACACACACACACACACACACACACACACACACACACACACACGAACUGAGGAUUCCGAGCUUCUCGACUCUCGCUCUCUUUUGGAGUAUAUGUGGAGGUCAAGCGCGCACUUCUAUGAGAAUCCCUGCUUUGCGGCAAGACCAAGUUUGGCUGUUUUCCUGAGAGGGAGUCGAGAGAAGAGCGGACGCGGGGAAUAAACAUGGUCGUGGACGGGGCUUUGCGGCGCUUGGGCUCGCUGUGCGUCCUCGCGCUGUGCUUCGGCUUCGCGUGUCCGCGAGCUCGCGUCUACACCAACCACUGGGCGGUUCGCAUAGCCGGCGGGAGCGAGGUGGCCGAUCAGAUAGCAAGCACAUACGGUUACUCGAACCUGGGCCAGAUCGGUGACCUGAAGGACUACUACCAUUUCUUCCACAGCCGGACGAUAAAAAGGUCGACGCUCUCCAGCCGUGGCACACACAGCUUUAUCUCCAUGGAACCAAAGGUGGAGUGGAUUCAGCAGCAAGUAAUAAAGAGACGGGUAAAGCGAGAUUAUAAACCCUUGUACCCAGGUUCAGUCAAGACCAGCGCAGCACAGUCUGACUCCAUCUACUUCAACGAUGCUAAAUGGAGUAGCAUGUGGUACAUACAUUGUAAUGACAACAUACACAACUGCCAGUCGGACAUGAACAUUGUUGGUGCCUGGAAGAAGGGAUAUACAGGGAAAGACGUAGUGGUCACUAUUUUGGAUGAUGGCAUUGAGCGGAACCACCCAGAUCUCAUACAGAACUAUGAUAACCAGGCCAGUUAUGAUGUAAAUGGAAAUGACUUGGAUCCCAUGCCCAGAUAUGAUGCCAGCAAUGAAAACAAGCAUGGCACGCGGUGUGCUGGGGAAGUGGCAGCAUCUGCCAACAACUCUCACUGCACUGUGGGCAUUGCCUACAAUGCCAAGAUUGGGGGUGUGCGCAUGUUGGAUGGAGACGUGACGGACAUGGUGGAGGCGAGGUCGCUGAGUUUGCAGCCGCAGCACAUUGAUAUAUACAGUGCUAGCUGGGGGCCAGAUGAUGAUGGCAAAACCGUAGACGGGCCUGCAGCACUUGCCAAGCAGGCCUUUGAGAAUGGCAUCCGACAGGGCAGGAAGGGCCGUGGUUCCAUUUUUGUAUGGGCAUCAGGUAAUGGUGGGCGGAGUCGAGAUCACUGCUCAUGUGAUGGUUACACCAACAGCAUCUACACCAUCUCCAUCAGCAGCACGGCAGAAAGUGGCCGCAAGCCCUGGUACUUAGAAGAAUGCGCUUCCACUCUCACCACCACGUACAGCAGUGGUGAAAACUACGACCGCAAGAUUAUCACUACAGAUCUAAGGCAGCGCUGCACAGACAGUCACACCGGAACAUCAGCAUCAGCUCCAAUGGCUGCUGGGAUCAUUGCACUUGCCUUGGAGGCAAACCCCCUCCUGACAUGGAGAGAUGUACAGCACAUCAUCGUGAAAACGUCACGUGCCGGCCAUCUCAGUGCUCCAGACUGGAAAACCAAUGCAGCAGGAUACAAUGUAAGUCACCUAUACGGUUUUGGGCUCAUGGAUGCGGAGGCCAUGGUAAAAGAAGCUGAGAGAUGGAAACAAGUCCCCCAGCAGCAUAUAUGUGUGGAGAAUGCAGAUAGGCAAAUAAGGACAAUUCGCCCAGAGCAUGUUGUUCGCACCGUCUACAAGGCAACGGGCUGUACAGAUAAUGCGAAUCAUCACGUCAUUUAUCUGGAACAUGUAGUUGUACGCAUCACUAUAAGCCACCCACGACGAGGAGACCUAUCGAUUAAUUUGACUUCACCAUCAGGGACAAAGUCACAGCUCCUUGCCAACAGACUGUUUGACCACUCAAUGGAGGGCUUUAAGAACUGGGAGUUCAUGACUACUCACUGCUGGGGAGAGAAAGCCGCUGGAGACUGGAUCCUCGAGGUCUAUGACUCACCCUCACAAGUCCGGAGUCAGAAAGCUCCAGGGAAACUGAAGGAGUGGUCAUUGGUGCUUUAUGGUACCUCAGUGCACCCGUAUUCCUCCCGCAGUGACAAGCCUCGCUCUGUGGUGGAGUCUCCAGUUGAGGAUGAGUAUAGCGAGGAGUAUGUGGGCCCCUGUGAUGCGGAGUGCAGUGAAAAUGGCUGCGAAGGCCCCGGGCCCCAUCAGUGCAUCAACUGCCUGCACUACUUCCUCAAGUUUAAAAACAACACCAGGAUGUGUGUGCCUGAGUGUCCGUCUGGCUUUUUCCGGGAUGAUAAAAGGCGCUGUAAGAAGUGUUCCCCUCUAUGCGAAUCCUGCAUUGGUAGUCGCAGCGAUCAGUGUACCUCCUGCCGCCAAGGUUUUUACCUCAGAGAAGGAGCCAAUACAUGCAGCUAUGCAUGCCCCGAGGGCUACUAUCUGGAUCUUGAUGCCAGUAUGUACCGUAAAUGCAACGAGAACUGUAAGAAAUGUACUGCGGCAAAUAUUUGCACGGAAUGUAAGCCAGGACUCAGUCUACAAGGGAAUAGGUGUCAGCUGACCUGUGAGGCUGGCACAUACUACAACGGGCACAAACGUGUGUGUGAGCAGUGCCAUUCUGCUUGUGCUACAUGUGCAGGUACUGGCAUGGAGGCGUGCACUAAAUGCGCAGAGGGAUACUAUCUUGAGGAGUGGCGCUGUGUUCCCAAUUGCGGUGCAAGAUUCUACAUGGUAGAGAAAACGGCAGAAAAUGGAGAGGUCCAGAAGUCUUGCCGCAAGUGCGAUCAGACAUGCUACACAUGCACAGGUCCAGGAGAUAGAAACUGCAGUUCCUGUGCGAACGGAUAUAACCUAGAAAAUGGCGCGUGUAUUGUCGGCACUAUCUGCAAAGAUGGUCAGUAUGUGGAAGAUGAUGGGAAAUGUAGUUCAUGUGACAUUACUUGCUAUAAGUGUAAAGGACCAACGAAUGAGGACUGCCUUAGCUGCUUGUUGACUAGGUUCUUUGAUGAUGGACGAUGUGUACUGCAGUGCGAGUCUGGAAAGUAUGAAAGGGAUGGGCAGUGUCAUCGCUGCCAUCAUACAUGUCAUGAGUGUAAUGAUGAGGGUCCUGACAAAUGCACCAGCUGCAGCAGAGAUAAGUCGGGAGUGGAGCGCUACCUGUUCGGCGGUGAGUGUGUGGAAAGCUGCCCACAGUCACACUACCACUCGGCAAAAGGCACGUGCGAGCCAUGCGGUCCGAACUGCACCGUCUGCACGAGUGCGACACACUGUGUUCACUGCGCCUUGUCAUUCAGCCCCAGAGACGGUGCAUGCGUCAAACUGGAGUGCGCAGACGGUGAAGUGACUGAUACAGUUCAUGCGGAUUGUGUUACUUGUGAAGAAGGCUGUCAAAAGUGCGUCAGUGCAAAUCCAGCACACUGUGUGUCCUGCCUCAAAGGAUAUUACAAAUUAAGGACAAGUUGCCAUAAGUUUUGCCCUGAGAAAACAUAUGGAGAUGAUGACUAUAUGGUGUGCAGUCCAUGUGAUGACUACUGUGUCAACUGUGAUGAGUCCCAGUGUUACCUCUGUGAAGAUGGCUUCUUACUCUCAGACGGCACAUGUGUGAAGAACUGUAAAGAGGGUUUUUAUUCUGACGAGAGCCACGAGUGCGAGCCAUGUCACCAUGAGUGUCGCUCAUGUGGCGGGCCAUACUAUGACGACUGCGACUCUUGUGAAGAUGGCAUGCGUUUGCUGAACGGGCAGUGUGUCAGCAUGAACAAAAAAAACCGUUGUGACCCCUCACACUUUCUCAACGGACAGGGGGAUUGUGAGCAGUGUCAUCCUACCUGUAAUCUGUGUUGGGGGCCAAGGGUUGAUGAGUGUAAUUCCUGCAUGGAUGGUAUGUUUCUAGUUGCAAGAAGUCAUACGUGUGUACCAUCCUGCCCUGAGGGUACAUUUGGGAACAAGACAAGUGGGCACUGUGAGAACUGCCUGCCAAACUGUUUCAAGUGCCAUGAAGCCCAAAACUGCCUCAAGUGUAGACGUCAUUUCUACCUACAGAAUGGCUUAUGCGUUGACAAGUGUACAAAGGGUUACCCUGAAAGCGGUGUUUGCCGUGGCUGUGCUGAACAAUGUGCCUCAUGUGAAAACCAAGCUGGUUAUUGUCUGAGCUGUGAGCAGCAGUACCUGCUUCACAGACACACCUGUGUGGUCCAAUGCCCUGUGGGAUACCAUGCCAAAGACAAGGUGUGCGAGCAGUGUCCUAACAGCUGCACCCAAUGCGAUGCAAAAAGCCGAUGCACUGAAUGUGAGCAGUACUAUUUCCUGUAUGAGGGCAUGUGUAUGGAUGACUGUCCAAUAGGCUACUUUCCAAAUGUGCAAGAAAAGAAAUGUGAGCGUUGUCAGACAAAUUGCGCAACCUGUGGUGGACCUGAUACAGACGACUGCAUAUCGUGCCGAAAUCCUACAGACGUCCGCUACAAUGGAGCAUGUCUCUCCACCUGUCCAUCAGGCACGUACCAGGACAAGACUGUGUCUGAAUGUCGGGACUGUGAUAGGUCCUGCCUGACCUGCUCUGGCCCUCACCCUUCCUCAUGCUCCAGCUGUAGGCCCAACAUGAGGAAAGAUGUUAACGGCCAUUGUGAGUUCUAUAGCAACUGCUCUCUCAGCACAUUUGAGGAUAAAGAUGGGCAGUGCAAACCGUGCCACGCAAGCUGUCUCCGCUGUUCGGGCGCAGGCGAACAUCUGUGCCUCAGCUGCCGCUCUGGCUAUUACCUGCACAAUGACAUGUGUGUUUCCAUGUGCCCGGACGGUUACUACAGUGACACGAAUGAGCGUGAGUGUAUUAAGUGCCAUGUGACGUGUGCAGUGUGCCAUGGACAUCACAGUAAUGACUGCCUCAGAUGCAAAGAAGACUAUUUCAAGUCGGGAAGCACCUGUCUGCAAAAAUGCCCUCCCAGGUUCUAUGGCAACGAUACCAGUGGGACGUGUGAGCCCUGUGACCCGUCGUGUGUGGAAUGCUCAGACGGUGGCAAUACACACUGCCUAGGCUGUAGAGACGGUUACUUCCUGUUACAACACAAAGGGAUCUGUGUGAAUGUGUGCCCGACCGACUACUUCGUUGACACUUUGAAGAAAAUGUGCCAACCGUGUCACGCAUCCUGCAAAACCUGUGAAAAAUCAGGACCUCUUCACUGCACAUCCUGCUUUGAGGGCUUUCAAAUGUUCGGAGGAAUUUGCUCAUCCCUGUGCCUUGCCGGAGAGUACGCUAUAUCCAAGAGCCCAGAAGUUAAGUGUGAAGCAUGUGACCCAUCAUGUUUAGAGUGUAAAGGGGACGGACCGUUCAACUGCACCAACUGCCAUGCUUUACAUCGUCUCUCAGAGGAUAGAAGGUGUUUAGCUUGCUGUGGAAAAGAAAAUCACAUGGACUCAUCCCCACUGCCCUGGGAGUGCUGCCAGUGCCAUGAUGCUUCCUUCGAUGAGUGUGUGCCUGGGGUCAACUUUAAGUUUCGCAGCAAAGAGGACCUACCUGCAGGAAACUCUGGCGUUCUUACUGUUAUUGCAAUAUUAUUGCUGGUUGGAAUGGGUGUGAUGGGUUUCCUCUUCAUGCACUUCCUCCCAAAACUGCCAUCCUUAAGAGCUGUAAAAUCGAAUGGCUACACCAAGCUGGACAAAGAGCCUGCUUUUACCACGGCCACGCUCCGUGACAGCGUUCAGAGUGAAUACUGUGAUAAGGAUGAAGAUGAUGAUGAUGAUGAUGAGGAGGAGGAUGAGAUUGUGUAUAUGGGGCGGGAUGGCGUGGUGUAUCAUAAAUUUAAGUACGGCCUUUUAGACCAGGAAGAAGAGGACAUGGAUAUGGAGUAUGAUUACUCAAUUUAUGCUAUAGAAUGAAGUGUACUCUUGUAGCACUUUAUUUUGUUGUCUGACGGAAGAUUAUUUAUUGCUACUAUAAUACAGAUGAUGAAGCACUUUCAUUCUUCUGAGGUGAGUAGUUAAAAAAAAAAAAAAAAGUUUUAAUAUUUUGGAGAAUAAUCAACUGUAAGCACUUUGUUAAUACCUCAAAGAGUAUGAUUGCAUUCCAGUACUGUUUUAAACACAACAUCGCAGUCUUUUCUUUAUCGUAUCCACUUUGGGAAAGUCUGUUCACAAUCGUAUGAGCUGUUCUGAUACUUAAGGUGAAGUUAAAUGGGUCUUUGGAGGCCCGAGACAAAAUGUUAUUAUGAAUGCAGACCUCAGGAGCUUACUUGACCCAGAAAUCAAUGAUUACUACGAUCCUCUAUGAAAUAGAGGAUUUCGAAUUUUGAACACAACACACUUCGUGUUUUGACUGGAGUGGAACAGGCUUAAUUGUAAUCAAGAUUAUUAUUAUUUUUUUGCCAAGACAGCAUUAAUACAGUAUGAUAUGAUAUAUGACAUAUGUGACACUGCAGUGCCAGUAUGAAAUUAUUUGGUUAGGGAAUCUGCUGGGAUUUUUAUAUAAGACUCGGUCUUAUAUAAAUAAGUAAUUUUCAUGAGUAACACUGAUUCAAAAAUCUUCUGCCCUUGUCAUGAAAGGUAUUACAUUUUAUUAUUAUGUACUAUGUUUAAAAUGUACACAAAAAAUCUACAAUGAAACGUCAUCGUUGAAUGAGUUAUUAAACAUUUGAGAUUUACCCUUUACCUUUAACUCUGAUUAUGAGAGUGAGCCAAAUGAAAACCUGUUUUUUUUCUUCGCAUUUUUAAAAACGAUUUAUUGCAGAUGGGUGUUUCAAAAGUUUUAAAAGUUUAAGGUAGCGGUAGAAGGGGCUAUCGAGACAAUGGACUAGUAAAAAUUUUUACUUUGUAACUACAAAUAUAAAUGAAAUGUACUGUUUCUCUUCACUUUCAAAUUUUUCAUUUCACUCGCCCUCGUACACCAAAAUCCAUCAGCUCCAUCGCUGUCCGUUUUCAACGACAGAGUGAAAUGUUUCAGUAAUAUAAAAGCAAUAUAAGAAAGUCUCAGUCAGGAAGAUUUGUGAAAUCUAAAUUCUUACACACACACUGAAAAGUUUAGUUUUUUUACCUUUUUACUGUUCUGAAAUGGCUGAGGUAAAUGCAUCCCUUUCAGACUCUCCUUGAUGAACACCAGUGAAACCAGUGUGAAGGAAUUACGAACCUUGCAAAAGAGCAGGAUGACGCACGUUUCUGUCUGAAAGUGUACUUUAUUGUUGAAUUACGUGACAUUGGAGCAAACAAGCAAUCUGACUAAAUCUGAUGUACUGUAUUGGUUAUUCUGCACCUACAUCAUUUGUACUAUCUGAACUAAUUAACUUACUGAAUUGUAUUGCUGAACGUGAGAUUUUCCACUAAACUGCUGGACAAAAUAGCAAAUUCCCAGAAUGUCGUCUUUCUGAUAAACAUGCUGUGGCUUUGGGUACACUUAUACUUACUAUUUCAGCGAGUCAAACCUUUUGCUGUUCUGCAAAUGAAUGAUGUAAAUACAGAUGAAGUGGACUGAUUGUGAAUAGCAUGUACACUGAUUCAGUUUCCAACUGCUAUGUGUGCACUGACUCCACCCUUAACUACAGGAUACAGACAAAGGGUACUUUGGGGAAUAUGGGCUUAGAUACAACUGUCAGUAAUGCUCAGAAUCAGUUAGCUUGGAGUCUACUGUCAAUAUCCACACAAUAACUGGUAAGCAUCCAUAUUAUUAUGAAUAAUAAGAUUAGUCAUUUAUUUUCAUUCAGAAGUGACAAAAAACAAAAAACAGGGAGUUGGGUAUUUAAAAACCAUGUUAGUUUACAGCUCGGUGUCGUAACAGUGUCAUUACUCUGUGCAUGUGUGAAGCUAAAGGGAUAGAAACCGAACACUUGGUCCUAUCAUUCUGAAGGUUAAAUGUGUUUUGCUGAAACGUUGUUGUGGCCUCAUAGAAGCACACCAAGAAGCAACAGAUGGGGGAAAAACCCUCUCAGUAACAUUAUGUUCAAAUUAGAAUAACAGGUGGGAAAUACAGGCUAUGUAAGGGAUAAUCCAUGGCUAGGUGUGCAUUACACGACUUCAAUGCACGACGUGGAGACAAAUAAAAGAAGCAUGAACAUUGUGUAAUGCACACCUAGCCAUGGAUUAUCCGGCUCAUACCAUGCUCACUUUGACAAGUUAAAGCACUGACAAGUUAAAGCUGUCGAAAAAAACUGUCAGGCAAAAUUUGACAAAGGAUAAAAGUAAAGGUUCAUUUUCAUUCGUGUUUUUAUUUAAUUCGUAUAUUCGGGUCGUUAAGAGUUAGAAUUCUGCCUGCUCUCAAUCAUACACAGAUAUACAGUGAGAUAAGAUUACAUUUAUUUGAAUGCAUUAUAAUAAACAGCUAUGAGUGUGUGUGUGUGUGUGUGUGAGAAUUACCUGCAACUGUGAAGCGUUUCUAUUAAUGAAGCUACGAGUUUAACUACUGUACAUUACUAUGGUUGCAGUUGUGUUUAGGCAACACGUUCAUUUCGAACAGUGCUUAAACUGACCGGAAGUACUUGUGUAUACGGUUUUAACACCUUCCAGCCAAUCAGAAUAGAGUAUUCGGACAGACCAUGGUGUAUGUGUGCACGUGUGUAUAUGCUUUUAAAUGCCUGAACAAUAAAGAACAAUAACGCUUACCACCAACGCAACACUGUAGGUUCAAGUUGAUGACCAGUCUUACUUGUUUUCAGUCUUACUUGUUUGAGCUAUUAAAGGUUUUGAUUAAACCAUUUCAGUUCAAGUGACCAGUCUAACAGGUUAAUAAGUAGAAGUAAUCGGUAAUAAACAUAAUAGCUUUGAUAAUGGUGGGCUGUAAAUUCCACCACUGUACCUAUUUAAAAAAAACAAAAACAAAUCACAGCCCCUCUGGUUAUGCUUUACAGAUGUCUGUGGGACCCUAAGUUACACUUUGAGACCUGCUGAUCUACAGUGGUGCUGGAAAGUUUGUGAACUAUUUAGAGUUUUCUAUCUAUCUGCAUAAAUAUGACCUAAAACAUCAUCAGAUUGUCUACAAGUAGAUAAAGAGAACCCAGUUAAACAAAUGAGACAAAAAUAUUAUACUUGGUCAUUUUAGUUAUUGAGGAAAAUGAUCCAAUGUUCCAUAUCUGUGAGUGGAAAAGGUAUGCGAACCUCUAGGGUUAAUUUGAAGGGGGAAUUAGACUUGGGUUCUCGUUGUCUACUUUUAACUCGUUUGAUAAUCUGAUGGUUUAGGUCAUAUUUAAGCAAAUAUAUAGAACAUUGUAAAGGGUUCACACUACUGUAUAUAUUCACUCAUGCCCAUAUUCCUUUGAUUAUAUACAGCAAAAUAAUCUCUCUAUGCAAAUCAGAUCUUAAAUUAACUUCAAAUAUACAUAUAUGACCAGCAAAUGUAGCAUCUCCAGUUUUAAAUGUAAAGUACAUCUAUUACUGAAUAAAACUGUAGUAUUUUUCUUAAAAGUAAAUAAAAUCACAUCCCCUUAAAAUACAAUUUACAGCAAGUCAAUAAGAAACCAAGCAUGAGACUAAUUUCAGAUAUUACUUGGAUUGUACGCUGUGAUAUCAGUGAUCUAAAAGAUCUAACUUAGACAAGUCUCAGUCCUGGAAGUUCCUGGUUUCUUAUCUGUUGGUGGUCUGAACUGGUUGAGGUAACUUCGUUCCUUCAUGAAAACCAGUGCAAUCCAACCUCUUCGUGUUUCAUCCUCCAUAAAGAAAUAACUCUGGAUGACAUGUCCAAGACAAUCAGUGCCUGCACAUGUAAACCUUUCUGAAAGACGCUAUAGUACAGAAAUAAUGCAAAUAAUGCAUAUCUGUUACAGUGG
Ictalurus punctatus (channel catfish) is the source of this 9903-nucleotide messenger RNA. RefSeq names its product proprotein convertase subtilisin/kexin type 5b (gene pcsk5b). NCBI's taxonomy places the organism in Eukaryota, Metazoa, Chordata, Actinopteri, Siluriformes, Ictaluridae. Gene Ontology annotation, molecular function: serine-type endopeptidase activity. Bases 422 to 6034 code for a protein of 1870 amino acids. Gene Ontology annotation, biological process: peptide hormone processing. The record is from RefSeq and is a predicted model, not a curated record. Gene Ontology annotation, cellular component: trans-Golgi network; Golgi membrane. The transcript is spliced from 37 exons.